GCCCACCAUUACAAAAAGAGCGAUAACUGCGGGUACAACGUCAAGCAUUGGAGGUAGCGCGGUGAAAACGAAAAAACCAUCCGUGGCGCCGCCCUCUUACUACUUGCCCGCCAGCAUUCGAGAUGUGUAUAAUGAGGAGCCCAACGUGCAUCUGGAGG
Amoebophrya sp. A25 is the source of this 158-nucleotide messenger RNA. The record is from the annotation of a GenBank genome assembly. Lineage: Eukaryota; Dinophyceae; Syndiniales; Amoebophryaceae.